Molecule: messenger RNA, 1902 nt
Organism: Dictyostelium discoideum AX4
Lineage: Eukaryota; Evosea; Eumycetozoa; Dictyosteliales; Dictyosteliaceae
Exons: 5
Coding region: 1-1902 (633 amino acids)
Molecular function (GO): nuclease activity
Source: RefSeq, a predicted model, not a curated record
AUGGGAGUACAAGGAUUUUCAACAUUUAUAAAGAAAAAAACACCAAAGGUAGGUGUUAUUGUUGAUUUGUUACAUGAAUCAAAGAAAAAAGAUAUUUUAAUUGGAAUUGAUGGAUCAUCAUUUAUAUUUUACGUUGCAAAUCAAAUUUCAAAAAUGAAUUCAUUAAUAUUAUUUAGAAAUUAUAUAAUUGAAUUUUUUAAAGUUUUAAAAGAAAAUAAUAUACAAUGUUGUGUAUUUGUUGAUGGAUUUAAUGCAUAUGAUAAAGUGAAUGAACAUGAAAAAAGAUAUAUACAACGUACGGAACUUUAUAGAAAAUGUGCAGAUCAAGCAUUACAUGAUGUAGAAUGUAAACAGAUUUCACAUUAUCAAUUCCCACAUCCAUUAUUUUCAAAAGAAUUUACAAGUAUUUUAAAAGAAAUCAAUGUACCAGUGUUUGUAUCUAAAUUUGAAGCUGAUAAAGAUUUAGCUCAAUGGGCAUUAGAUAAUCAAAGUGAUAAUCUUUUAGGUAUAUUUUCAAAUGAUUCAGAUUUCUUUUUCUUUGAUACAAAGUGUUAUUAUUUCCCUUUAGAUCAAUUAUCAUUUAAUCAAAAUUCAAUUACAAUGGUUGGUUAUACAAUUGAUAAAAUUUCAAAUUCAUUAUCAAUUAAAAAAAAUAAAUUACCAUUUUUAGCAGCAUUAAUUGGUAAUGAUCAAACAAAACAUAUUAGAGGUAAUAAAAGAUUUGGAUUAAAAAAUACUCAAGAAAGAGCAAUUUAUAUUGUAAAUUUAGUAAAAAAUCAAAAUUGUUCAGAUUUAGUUUUAAUAAAAGAAGUUUAUUUUGUAACACCACAAGAUAUUGAAAAAAUUAAAAAUUCAAUAAAAAAUUAUUCAUUAGAAUCAAUCAUUGAUAAAGAUUUUUUAAUUGAAGAAAAUAGUAAAAGUAAAUUUAGAAAAUCAAUUAUAUCAAAUUUAAAUAUAUUUAAUAAUCAAAGAAAAGAGAGUGAAAAGAAUUUAGAAGAUGUUUUAUUUUCAAUUAGUGGACAUACGAGUAGAAUUUAUAAUUUCUCAAAAUUAGUUUACCCACCUCAAUAUACAACUCAUAGACAUUGUUUUGAACCAUCAAAUGUUUCUUUUGAAAAUAGUAUUUUACAUUUCACAACUACAUUAUCGUCACAUUUAUUUGGUCUAUUGGUUGAAUUACCUGAUAGAGCAAUUACAAAAAUCACUGAAUUUGUAACUGAUAGUAGUAUUCAACUUUUAAAAUUAGAAUAUGUACCAGACUAUUUAGCAUAUUCUCAUCAUCAAUGUUUUUCAAAUCAAGUAUCAUUCAAUCAACGUUUAUUUGAUUAUUGUAAACUUUUAAAUUCACUUUCUUAUUAUUAUAGUUUAUCAAAAAAUAAUACUUGUUUAAUUAAUCCAAUAACUUUUGAUUUUUAUAAUUUUUAUAUAAUAACAACAUGGAAUUUUAUAUUAUCAAAUUCAUUAAAAUUUAGUAUAAAAAUUGAAGAAUGGAUGGUUGAUACAUUUAUUAUACAAUCAUUAUUUUUAAAGAAUGAAAUUAAAAUUGAAUUUCCAUUACAGAAUGAUAUGUUUCAACCAUUAUAUAUUGGUGAAUUCUUUUUAGUUACACUAAGAUGGAGUUUAGAUUUAUCAGAUGCAAUGGCUUUACCAAAGUAUGUUAUUUCAAAUGGUGGUAAUGGGUCAAUUCAACCUGGUCAUUUCUUUGAAACCAUUUAUAUUCAUCCACUUUGGAGAAUGGCAAAUUUAAACCGUAAAAAUAGUAGUAAAUUAUUAUCAUUACAAAAUUCAAAACUUUCAAUCACUGAUAAAUUAAAAUGUUUAUUUGAUCAAGUUUCAAAUUUAAUUACACCUUUAAUUAUUAAUCAAUUUACUUUUAUAAAGUCACAAUUAUGUUUUCAAUAA